Messenger RNA from Chironomus riparius, 2157 nucleotides. The record is from the annotation of a GenBank genome assembly. NCBI's taxonomy places the organism in Eukaryota, Metazoa, Arthropoda, Insecta, Diptera, Chironomidae.
UUCUCAUCAGAAAUCAGUUCAGUUCAUUCCUUGAAUUUGAAAACAAUUAAAAAAAAUCAAUCAAACAAACAAAAAAUGUAUUUUUUGAAAUCAAUCGUCUUAAACCUACUUCUAGUAGCUCUGACUUGCUCGGGUCAGGUGUCGUCCAGUAUGGAAUCAUCCAUUACUUCUGAAUCUCUAACUUCUUCUGCUAUUGAAGAAAUUUCAAGUUCUGGUUCAGGAACAAAUGAAGGAUCAAUCUCAACUGUCGAAGCCUCUCAACCAUUAAGUCCACCAUCUUUGGAAACUCUGAACGAAUCGCAAACUGUUGGAGAGACUAGUUCUAAUGUUAUCGAUGAGACAUCAAGUUCUAAUGUGGUCGAUGAGACAUCAAGUCCUAAUGUAGUCGAUGAGACAUCAAGUCUUAUUUCACAAACUUCUGCAGAAUCAAUCUUAGCUCCUUCAUCUGAAGUCUCUUUAUCAUCAAGUCAACAAUCGUCUGAAGCGCAAACUUCUCCUGAUUCUCAGUCCAUUGGAUCAGAAUCACCAUCUGAGAUUUCAGUUUCAUCUGAAUCUCCAUCUAUAAGCUCUACUGAAUUAGAAUCUCCAACUGGAUCACAAAGCUCUUCGGAAUCAGCAGUUAUAGCUUCAUCUGAACCAGGAUCUCAAAAUAUUCCUUCGACUGAAGCUUCAUCAGAAUUAAUUCAAAAAGAAUCAAGUGCCGAAUAUGAAUCAAGAGAAUCAAUUGAAUCUCUUAUUAGUUCCGAAUCCUCAUCAGAUGCAAGUUCGAUUGAAUUAUCUUCACCAACGGAACCUUCUGAAGAAGUUUCAUCAGUUGAAUCAUCAGAAAGUUCGGUAGAUUGUUUCAUUCCUGACUGCAGAUGGUGUGAUCAUUUGGAAUUAGAAACCUGUGAAUGCUUCAGAGUUGCUGUUGAUUGUUUUAUUGGCUCAGUAUUAAGUGAAGAUGGCUGUACAUGUUUACCAAUUCCUGGCUGGAAUAGUUCAGCUUCUGAAGAGUCAACAACGGAACCAGAAGUCAGUGAAACUGAAUUAAGCUCAUCUCCUUGCUUCCCAGUUGAAUGUCCAAGAAAAAUGUUCUGGAAUCAAGCCACUUGCUCAUGUGAAUGUUUAAAGAAGAAAAUGUGUAGGAAUAAUUUAGAAUUUAAUCCUGCAACUUGCGAAUGUGAACGUAUGACAACAACCACACCACCUGUCAACACCACAACGCCUUUUGUGUGCUCAUUACCUUCAUGCAGAUGGUGUGACUUAUUGGACGAAGAAAAUUGUGUAUGUCAUAAAACUUACCUUGACUGUGCACCUGGUUUUGAACUUAGUUCUGAUAGAUGUGAAUGUGUCAAGCCCGAAUCUUCUGAAUCAUCUCAAAUUGUACCUAGUGAAUCAUCAUCAACAUGUGCUAUCCCUCCAUGCAGACCCUGUGAUAUUCUGGAUGUAGAUAACUGUGUAUGCCACAGACAAAUCUUAGAAUGCUCGGAAGGCUUUGAGUUGACAGACGAACGUUGUGGAUGUAUAAAAUCUGUAUCUACAUCUGAAAAAUGUCCAGGAUUGGAAUGUCCAAGAGGAACUUUCAUUGAUGAAAAGCGAUGUGAAUGCAUUAAUGAAGAGUGCAAAUCGGCUGAACCUUGCCGUAAAAAUUUAAUUAUGGAUAAAAAGAGUUGCGAAUGUUUCUGCAAUCUUAGUCCAUGGCAAUGCAAAUAUCCACAAGUUUUUGACCGUAAAAACUGCAAAUGUAGUAACAAAAAUCAUCAUGAAGAAGAAGACGAAGAUGAAGAUCCAGAAAACUGUGAUUAUGAAUGUGUCCAGAAGGAAAGAUGCCAUAAGAAUUUCAUCUUUGACUAUAACAAAUGCGAAUGUGUUUGUGAUUCAAGAAAAUCCACAAAGAAGUGUCCAGAAGGAACUAAAUUUGACAAAUCUGCUUGCGAAUGUGUUGAAUGUUUUGACUUUGACGAUCCACAAUGUUCAUGCGAUUGUGAUGAAAUUUUGGACUGUCCUGGAGAUCAAAUCUUCAAUUAUAUUGGCUGCAAAUGUGAAUGUCCAAAGAUUUACUGCGAAAAAGGAUUUGAGAUGGAUAAGAGAAGCUGCGAAUGUGUUUGGAAAGGAUAUGGUAAUCAGUAUAAGUAUGGUGGGCGUUCAAAACAUUCUUUAAAGGGUGGAUAUUAA